Messenger RNA from Hyphopichia burtonii NRRL Y-1933, 750 nucleotides. RefSeq names its product methylthioribulose 1-phosphate dehydratase. The record is from RefSeq and is a predicted model, not a curated record. Bases 1 to 750 code for a protein of 249 amino acids. Lineage: Eukaryota; Fungi; Ascomycota; Pichiomycetes; Serinales; Debaryomycetaceae. The transcript has a single exon. Gene Ontology annotation, cellular component: cytoplasm. Gene Ontology annotation, molecular function: methylthioribulose 1-phosphate dehydratase activity; metal ion binding.
AUGUAUACUAACGAAUAUGUGGAUGCUAAAGAUCCAUCCCAUCCAGCCAAUUUGAUUUGCGAAUUGUGUCGUUUAUUUUAUGAUAAAGACUGGGUAACUGGUACUGGGGGAGGAAUUUCCAUUAGAGACACUGAAGGAGAAAAUCCUAAUUUGGUAUACAUUGCACCAUCUGGUAUUCAAAAGGAAAAAUUGCAGCCAUGGGAGAUGUUUGUAGUUGAAUUGCCGGGUACUAAGAUUUUAAAUACUCCAAAUAAUUGUCCUAAGGAGUUGACUAAAUCGUAUAAGUAUAAACCAAGUGCAUGUACUCCAUUAUUUCUUAGUUGCUACAACAUGAGAGACGCAGGAGCCUGUAUCCAUACCCACUCUCAAAAUGCAGUUAUGGCCACUUUAUUAUGGGAAGAGUCUAUUGAAUUCAAAAUAAAUAAUAUUGAACAAAUCAAGGCCAUUCCUAAACUUGAAUAUAAUAAAACUACUCAAAAAGUGGAAAAAAUCGGGAAUUUAGAGAAUUAUGAUACGUUAGUAUUACCCAUUAUCGAUAAUGUUCCUCAUGAAGAGGAUUUGGUUGAUGACUUAGAAAACGCAAUCUUAAAAUAUCCUGGAGCCACUGCUGUAUUAGUUCGUAGACACGGAAUCUAUGUUUGGGGUGAAAACAUAUGGAAAGCAAAGGUAUAUAAUGAAGCUUUGGAUUACUUAUUAGAAUUGGCUGUUAAAAUGAAAUUAGCAGGAAUUCCAACCGUUAAGAAUAAUUAA